Messenger RNA from Laetiporus sulphureus 93-53, 402 nucleotides. RefSeq lists its product as uncharacterized. NCBI's taxonomy places the organism in Eukaryota, Fungi, Basidiomycota, Agaricomycetes, Polyporales, Laetiporaceae. The transcript has a single exon. Bases 1 to 402 code for a protein of 133 amino acids. The record is from RefSeq and is a predicted model, not a curated record.
AUGAAUCACCACGUCCACGGUGCAUACAAUCCUCGUACACCUCCGCCGAACGCAGCAGUUGCCGCGCAACAUGCCGCCGUGCCGACGGUUGUGGAGCUGGAGCGUCACUACUACGAGCUGGGCGAACAGCGGAGGAGGCUGGAGGAGAUGCUCGAGAAAACGGACCGCAUGAUGGCGGGCGUGAAGAGAGGGAUGGAGGAGAUGCGCGCUGGUCAGAAGCACGGUCAGGCUUCCCCUCAUCCGCCUUCGCCAGCACCUCAAGGACAGCAGCAGCAGCAAGAGAAGAAGCCGCAGCAGUCUUCGAGCCAGGCUGUGGCUGUGCCUCUCGGACGUUCGGGGAAUACCUCUAGCAAGGACAGUGUGUGGCCCGUCGCUCCUCCCGAGACAUCCAAACGAGAUUAA